AUGUAGGGAAUAGAAAAUUUUAGCAUAUAAAAAAUAAAGUUGAUGUUGAAAAUCAUCAAAGAAAUGUAAAAAUUCAAUUGCGCAAUGACCUUUCCUCUUGUCUAAUCACUCACGCCCCCCUGAAAAUGUCAACCACAUUCCGGUUACUUCUUUCUUUCACUCCCUAUACAUACACACACCAAACGGGUUUAAUCCGCUAGUAUAAAUAUUUGAGAUGCAGCGAACCGUUUUCAUUCAUUUUCUGCACACCAUAAAAGCUCAAAGAGACCCAACAAAACAAGGCCAAGAGUUUGAAGAAUCUGAAGCCACAAGUAGUACUCCAGAGAAAGCUAGCUAGCUACUGCUAGAGAAGAAGCAAGAGAAUACAUAUUAUAUUAGCAACCGUAUAUAAACAUAAAGAAGCAUGGCAGAUGAGUUCAACACAAGUGGGAACUGGUGGGAUUCAACAUCAAGAAGCAGGUUUGAAAGCGGCACAUCAUCGUCUUCGGGGCUCAAUAAUUCGGGGAGCUUUGGAUGGCCAACUGAUAUGGCUGACAUCAAAGCAAGGACUAAUACUAUGGAUUCCAUGUCGUCGGUGUCUGGUAGUUCGGUGGUUUUCCAGGAACCCCAGAAGCUGCAAGGGCAUGAGUCAGCUGGUGGUGGCGACCCAAGCUUGCAAAUGAUGGGUUUAGGCCUUUCAACUCAAGCCAUGGAUUGGAACCAAAGCUUGCUUCGAGGUGAAAAGGCUGCUGAUAGUAGUUUCCGUGCCAUGCUUCAAGAAAACUUGAACUCAAACACUAACUUUCAGCAAGAAACUGGGAUGGGAUCCUCUCAAUGGAGAUCAGAAAAAAUGUUUUCAGGGAUGAGUGGGGGAGAGUCAUCCUCAAAUGAGUUUAAGCAACUUAAUCGUGGUUUUUCUUUAGAUCAACCUUCCUUUAGUCCUCAAUAUAGUUCUGGGGAUAGCACUGUGACAUGCCAAGGCUUGCCUUCUAGUUUUCAAAUGGAUUCAUCGGCUAUGUAUGGAAGCCCUUCAACUAUAUUGCAAGGACUAUUGGGACCAGAUAGUAACCAGCCUCAACAGCCUUCAUUUGAGAAUCGUCCUAUGAAUUUUUCUUAUCCAGCGAACUAUGGCGUGAAUUCUAGUGAAUUGUUGCCAUCUUGGUCGGCUAAGGUUCCUCCGUUUUUGAGAAGUUCACCACCAAAACAGACAGUACCACAUAACCAGUUGCAUUUCUCUAACAACGCCCCGUUUUGGAACGCGUCUGAAGCCGCCAUGAAGGGCUUUUUCCCAUUGAUGCAACAGCAGUUUCCCACAACAAGCUUUGAAGAAAAACCAAAGCAGAAUAUAUCCGAAGUUCGGGACUCAAGCACAGUGGUGAAGAAAAGUGGCAGUGAAGCCACAUCUAAAAGGCCUCGGAAUGAAACACAGACUCCUUUACCAGCUUUUAAGGUGAGGAAAGAGAAGAUGGGGGACAGAAUCACUGCGCUCCAACAAUUGGUAUCACCUUUCGGAAAGACUGAUACAGCCUCAGUGCUUUCUGAAGCCAUUGAAUACAUCAAGUUUCUCCAUGAACAAGUUAGUGUCUUAAGCACACCUUACAUGAAAAGUGGAGCUCCCAUACAGCAUCAGCAGAAUUCUGAUAAAUCUAAGGAUCCAGAAGGACCAAAACAAGACCUUAGAAGUCGAGGACUAUGUUUGGUACCAGUUUCAAGUACAUUCCCAGUCACUCAUGAGACCACAGUUGAUUUCUGGACUCCUACAUUUGGAGGAACUUUCAGAUAGAUGGUGAAGAAAGUUCAACUUAUUAACUGUAACAAAUAUACAUCUUAUCAAAACCCUAGCCAAGUUGGGAGUGAUAAGAUCAAAGAAAAAAGAGCAGAAGACACAGAAAGACCACAUUAUUGUACUAGUUUGAGUUGGCAAUAGAAAUUGAAGAGAAAGAAAAAAAAAAAGGAAUUGACCCUCCAAAGGACAGACCAUUGUUGGG
Quercus robur (English oak) is the source of this 1967-nucleotide messenger RNA. Its product is annotated as transcription factor bHLH123-like. The record is from RefSeq and is a predicted model, not a curated record. Gene Ontology annotation, cellular component: nucleus. Bases 404 to 1762 code for a protein of 452 amino acids. Gene Ontology annotation, biological process: regulation of transcription by RNA polymerase II. Gene Ontology annotation, molecular function: protein dimerization activity; DNA-binding transcription factor activity, RNA polymerase II-specific; RNA polymerase II cis-regulatory region sequence-specific DNA binding. The transcript is spliced from 7 exons. NCBI's taxonomy places the organism in Eukaryota, Viridiplantae, Streptophyta, Magnoliopsida, Fagales, Fagaceae.